Messenger RNA from Arthroderma uncinatum, 1260 nucleotides. RefSeq names its product O-methyltransferase. NCBI's taxonomy places the organism in Eukaryota, Fungi, Ascomycota, Eurotiomycetes, Onygenales, Arthrodermataceae. Gene Ontology annotation, molecular function: O-methyltransferase activity. The coding region runs from base 1 to 1260 and encodes 419 amino acids. The record is from RefSeq and is a predicted model, not a curated record. The transcript has 3 exons.
AUGGAAGAACUUUCUAAAUCGGUUGCUUUGAACGCAAGCAUUCUCGCCGCAGAGAUCCAGGAAAAGGGCCUCCCCCCACUCGAUGAUGAAUUAUUCCCCGUUUCAUUCCCCCUUCUCAGUCCCGCAGGCUCCCAUGCUCGAUUUGAGUUGAUAUCUGCUGCCCUGAAUAUUGUGCGGCUGGCCAGCGGCCCGUCUGAGUUUCUGGGGAACAUAGGCUUGCAGGGGUUUGAACUCAACACCAUCGGGACCAUGAUCAAACUCGGAGUGCCUCAGCGCAUCCCCUUAGGCGGAUCUGUCUCACUGAGCUCUCUGGCGGAGCAUGCCCAGGUCGAGGAAGGACUAUUCACUCGUCUUGUCCGAUACUCCAUCUCCUCGGGCUUUCUGUCAGAGAAAACACCUGGCCAAAUCAGCCAUAACUCUGCUUCGUCCGUUUGUGUCCGCGACCCAAAAACUACCGAUAGUCUCAUAUCAAAUAUCAACGUUGCAAACCCAGCGUCUGUGAAGAUGGUAGAAUCUCUAAAGCUUAACCCCGCGGGGAAUGAUGGGACAAAGGCACCGCUCAGUCUUGCAUUUCCCAGACACUCAGCCGAUGGGGUCGAGCAGUUGGGCAGCAUGUGGGAUUUCCUUCGCGAACACCCGGAGGAGGAGGUUCGGUUCCAUAAUUCCAUGGCAGCCACAUACUCUUCCUCGAUCUAUUCAUGUGAACAUGUAGUUCGCGGGUUUGACUGGGCCCAGGUUAAGACAAUUGUUGACGUUGGUGGCUCAGAAGGGCACGUUAGCAUGGCUAUCGUUAACUCAUAUCCCCAUAUCAAAUCAACCGUUCAAGACCUCGGCGAGGUAGUCGUCACCUCGCGUCAAGAGCUGCCCGCCCAGUAUAACCAAGCCAUUGAUUUUGUCGAGCAUGAUUUCUUCCAGCCCCAGCCUGUGCAGGCCGACGCGUAUGUUAUGCGGUUUAUCCUGCAUAACUGGUCCGAUGAAGAUGCUAAACGUAUAAUUCGCGGCUUGAUGCCUGUGUUGAAACCAGGUGUCCGGGUGCUGGUUUGUGAACAUGUCAUCCCUGAGAAAGGGACUGUCUCGCUCUAUGCAGACCGGAUUGUGCGCAAUAUGGAUGUGACCAUGUUUGGAUUGUUGGCUGGAAAAGAGCGAACGGCUCAGGAUUACGCAGACCUCCUCGGCAACGUGGAUCCAAGGCUGAAACUGAAGGGUAAUAAAUGUCCAGGUGGAAGUGUGAUGACUAUUUUGGAGUUUGUCGUAGAGUAA